Molecule: messenger RNA, 2551 nt
Organism: Lactuca virosa
Lineage: Eukaryota; Viridiplantae; Streptophyta; Magnoliopsida; Asterales; Asteraceae
Source: the annotation of a GenBank genome assembly
AUUUCUCUGAAUCUUUCAAACCUUGGCAGAAUGGCACGACAAGAUUCCACCACAAUCAUCGACUAAAAAGAUUCUCUCGCCAUGAAUACUCGUGUCCUCGUCUCAACUUCACUCGUUCUUCUUCUCUCCCUCCUACUGUCACUUCAUCUCCACAAUAAUCACAAUGAAUCCAGCUGGAGCAACCGAUUAUGGUGGUUAUCAUCGAAAUCAUCCUUCUCUUCAGGAAUUGCUGAUGCUGACCUGUUGGUGACGAAUGGGACGAUAUACACCAGCGAUUCCUCUCUCACUUUUGCUAAUUCCAUGGUUAUUCGUGACGGGAGAAUAAUCCGUAUUGGCAACUAUUCGUUUGUUCGGGAAAUGUCUGGAUAUGGAACAAAAGAGUUAAAUCUUGAGGGAAAAGUUGUUGUUCCUGGAUUUAUUGAUUCUCAUGUCCAUUUGCUUUUUGGAGGACUCCAGAUGGCACGGGUAGAAGUUCGAGGUGUCAAGACAAAAAAAGACUUCAUUGAAAAGGUUAAAGAAGCAGUGAAAAAUGAAUCCAGCUGGAGCAACCGAUUAUGGUGGUUAUCAUCGAAAUCAUCCUUCUCUUCAGGAAUUGCUGAUGCUGACCUGUUGGUGACGAAUGGGACGAUAUACACCAGCGAUUCCUCUCUCACUUUUGCUAAUUCCAUGGUUAUUCGUGACGGGAGAAUAAUCCGUAUUGGCAACUAUUCGUUUGUUCGGGAAAUGUCUGGAUAUGGAACAAAAGAGUUAAAUCUUGAGGGAAAAGUUGUUGUUCCUGGAUUUAUUGAUUCUCAUGUCCAUUUGCUUUUUGGAGGACUCCAGAUGGCACGGGUAGAAGUUCGAGGUGUCAAGACAAAAAAAGACUUCAUUGAAAAGGUUAAAGAAGCAGUGAAAAACUUGAAAGAAGGUUCUUGGUUGUUGGGUGGUGGAUGGAAUAAUGAUCUUUGGGGAGGAGAAUUGCCAUCAGCAUCUUGGAUUGAUGAUAUCACACCUCAUCAUCCUGUAUGGCUUUCAAGAAUGGAUGGCCACAUGGGAUUGGCUAACUCUUUAGCUCUAAAAUUAGCUGGAGUUACAAGUAACAUGCAAGAUCCAGUUGGUGGAACUAUUAGCAGAAAUGCAAAUGGAGAACCUACAGGCCUUAUGAUUGAUUCUGCAAUGAAAGUUGUUCUUUCAUGCAUUCCAGAAGUUUCUGUUGAAGAAAGAAGGCAGGCAUUAGAAAGAGCUAGUAGGUAUGCAUUGAUGAGGGGUGUCACAACAGUUGUUGAUUUUGGAAGAUAUUUUCCUGGAGCAUCAUUAGAACAUUCAUGGGAAGAUUUUGAAGAUGUUUACAAAUGGGCUGAUUUAUCAGGAAGAAUGAUGAUUAGGGUUUGCCUUUUCUUUCCAAUGCCAACAUGGUCACGUUUGCUUGAUAUAAUAGAAACAACAGGGCGUAGGCUGAGCCAGUGGAUAUUCUUAGGUGGUGUUAAAGCCUUUUCUGAUGGAUCCUUAGGAUCUAACAGUGCACUUUUUCACGAGCCAUAUGCUGAUGAGCCUUGGAAUAUUGGCCUCCAAGUUACAGAUAUGGAAAGCUUAUCUAAUAUGACUGUUCAAUCCGACAAAUAUGGCCUCCAGGUUGCUAUUCAUGCUAUUGGAGACAAGGCCAAUGACUUGAUCUUGGAUAUGUAUAAAUCAGUUGUUUCAACAAAUGGGAAGAGGGAUCGAAGAUUUCGGAUUGAACAUGCUCAACAUUUGAGUCAUGGAAGUGCAGCCAAGUUUGGUGAACAAGGGAUUAUUGCUUCAGUGCAGCCAGAUCAUUUGCUGGACGAUGCUGACUCAGCAAUUAGAAAAAUCGGGGUAGAGAGGGCGCAAAAAGGAUCUUAUUUAUUUCAGACACUCCUUACUAGCAAUGCACUUGUUGCAUUUGGUUCUGAUUGGCCAGUAGCAGAAAUCAAUCCUUUGAAUAGCAUAAAGACUGCAGUUAAAAGGAGGCCUCCUGGUUGGGAUAAACCUUGGAAUUUAGGCGAGUGCAUGAAGCUUACGGAUGCAUUAAAUGCGCAUACUAUUUCAGCUGCUGAAGCAUGCUUUCUUGAUGAGGAAAUCGGGUCAUUAUCUUCUGGAAAAAUGGCUGAUUUUGUGGUGCUGAAUGCACAUACUUUGGAUGACUUAAUAACACAAGAAGAAACCUCUUCAGUUGCAGCUACAUAUGUUGGUGGUGUGAAAGCUUACCCUUGAUAUUUAUGAUCCGUGUACACAAUUGUAUAACCAGAACUAAGAACUAAACGUAAUAGAACGAGACCAUUGAUGUCAAUGAGACAAAAAUUCCAAUAUUGUGUUCCACACGAAAUGGUGGAACAUUGGCUCGCUCUCAAUCUCUCGUAUGUGCAAAAGACACAAAUGCCCUCCCCAUCAUGAGAAUAGCCUUAGAAAGCUGGUCCUCUCCCAUGUAACAAAACGAGAGUUAUGAGGCAAAAUUACUUGUUUUCUUUAUCUUAUCUAUUUGAUCUAUAAUAUGAAUCUUAAUGUAACACCACUAUAUAUGAAUUUCUCAGUUUACAAAUUUAAACCAUAUUGA